Molecule: messenger RNA, 1363 nt
Organism: Choloepus didactylus (southern two-toed sloth)
Lineage: Eukaryota; Metazoa; Chordata; Mammalia; Pilosa; Megalonychidae
Gene: PIGF
Product: phosphatidylinositol glycan anchor biosynthesis class F
Exons: 6
Coding region: 107-661 (184 amino acids)
Biological process (GO): GPI anchor biosynthetic process
Cellular component (GO): endoplasmic reticulum membrane
Source: RefSeq, a predicted model, not a curated record
CCAAGGGUCGGGACUGCGAGUCUGCGAGUCGAUCCUGAUGGUGGGAGGCGAUAGCUUCCCCUUCCCUUCCGCAGGCGGGAGAGUUAGAUAGCCACCAAGAAACACCAUGAAAGAUACAGAUAUCAAGAGACUUUUGUAUGCCAAUCUUUUGUGCAUAUUUUCAAUUAUCUUGAGCAUCUUCAUUCCAUCAAUCUUCUUGGAUAACUUCUCAAUAUUGGAAACACACUUGACAUGGUUGUGCAUCUGUUCUGUUUUUGUAACUGCCAUCAAUCUAGUAUUAUACUUAGUGGUAAAACCAAAUGCAUCCUCUAAAAGAAAUUCAUUAACACACAAGGUAUCCAGGUUUUUGAAGUGCUGUAUCUACUUUCUUAUGUCAUGUUUCUCCUUUCAUGUAAUUUUUGUUCUAUAUGGAGCACCAGUAAUAGAGUUGGUGUUGGAAACUUUUUUAUUUGCAGUUUUAUUGUCUGCUUUUACUUCUGUACCUUGUCUAUGUUUGUUAGGACCAAACAUCAAAGCAUGGCUAAGAGUUUUCAGUAGGAAUGGAGUUACAUCCAUUUGGGAGAAAAGUCUUCAGAUCACUACAAUUUCUAGUUUUGUAGGAGCAUGGCUUGGAGCAUUUCCUAUUCCACUGGAUUGGGAAAGACCUUGGCAGUUUGAGUAGGGAUCCCAAUCCUGCCUGGCACUGUAAUGUGGGCACCUUCUUAUUGGAGUCCAUCCUUGUGUCACUCGCGGCUGCAGGCCAGCCGGAGGCUAUGGAGAAUUACAAGAGAAGUAUUUUUCUCAUCUUCUGCCUUUCCUGAUUCUAUGUUCUAGCACUGCUUUUUCUACAUGUAUAGGUGAAUAAAGAAGCUUAUUUUGUGCAUGUGUAUGGGAGUAAAAAAAAAAAAAAAAGCUAGAAGUUGCAGGGGUUCCUAAUUUUGAUGUUGAUAUUCACUGCCAUUAUGGUCUUAGAUUUAUAUUUUCUUAACUUGAUUGAUGAUCAAACCAAUCUUGAAGUAAUUUUUAAAAGCAUAUAGCAAAGUAAUUUUUGAAUAGGGAUAUGUGAUUGUAGAGGAAGCGCACAAACAUCAAGUUUUUAGUUUCCUGUCACAAUAGAAUAAAGCUAAUGUUAGGUAAAGCAUAUGAGAUAAGUGCUCUUUUUAACUUCAUUUUACAGUUGAGGAAACUGACAUCUAGAGGUUUACUAACAAUCCCAAGAUUACUGAGCUAGUAGGUGGUAGCUAUAUCUUUAUCUUAAUUUUUAAUGACUUUGUAUACCAGUAUACAGCUACUCCCUAUAAAUUUGCUAUUGAUGGUCAUUUAUGUUAUUGCCAAAAUUUUACUGUUAUAAUAUAAUAAACAUCUUUGAACCUAUAUCUUCAUG